AUGUCUUUGUCUAUAACUGACCUAUUUUCGGUCGAAGGCCUCGUGGCUGUCAUCACUGGCGGUGGCACUGGAAUAGGGCUUAUGAUAGCAAAAGCCCUUGAGCAUAAUGGUGCUAUUGUCUACAUUCUCGGGCGUCGCGAAGAGGUCUUGAAGAAUGCAUGCAAGCAAGAAAAGCACCAAAAUUUACGCUAUAUUGUCGCCGAUGUUACGGACAAGGUAUCUCUUCAAAAUGCCUGCAACACUGUUGAGAACGAAGUGGGCUACAUCAACCUGCUAGUCAAUAACUCAGGCAUUAUUGGACGAUGGCAUAAUUCGAUACCGAGACCGCAACCUUUCCCUCAACUCCCAGAUAAUUUUAUUAGCAAAGAGGCAGGUAGCGACUUUACAAACGUUCGGGGCAUCAGAGACUUUCUUUGGAAGGACGAACCUAGCGAUUGGAGCAGUGUGUUCAACGUCAACGUGACGGGAAUCUGGUUGACAACGAUCGCAUUUCUGGAACUGCUGGAUGCCGGAAACAAGAGGAAAAACUUUGCUGCUCAGAGCCAAAUAGUUACUAUUGGAAGCAUCGGUGCAUUCCAACGACUUCUAGGUACAUCGUUUUCUUACAAUCCGAGCAAAGCAGCCGCAACUCAUCUCGCAAAGAUGUUCGCGACAAACUUUGCGCAGUGGGGAAUUCGUUCGAACGUUAUCGCACCAGGUGUUUAUCCCUCAGAGAUAUCCGCUGGCACGAACACAAUGGACGAAAAGAAUAGGAACCAGCUGCCCCCGAAGAUAUCACCAGCAGAGAUUCCUCUUGAAAGAUUUGGUGGCGAGCAGGACAUGGCAUCCGCAAUACUAUAUCUGGCCAGCUGUGGCGCACGAUAUCUCAAUGGGUGUGUGAUCAUAACCGAUGGUGGAAGACUUGGAGUCGCUCCAGCAGUUGCUUAG
Molecule: messenger RNA, 927 nt
Organism: Bipolaris oryzae ATCC 44560
Lineage: Eukaryota; Fungi; Ascomycota; Dothideomycetes; Pleosporales; Pleosporaceae
Exons: 3
Coding region: 1-927 (308 amino acids)
Source: RefSeq, a predicted model, not a curated record